AGUCAGGGAAAGCUAGAAAGCCUGAGCACAACAAGUGCGCGACGUGGUGCAAGAGAACACGGAAGCUCUUUCACAAUCGUGCUGGGAGCAGUAAUAUUUUUUUCCCAAAUAAGAAUAAAAACUUCCCUGUAAGUUUCAAAAAAAAAAAAAUAGUAAGUUAAAAGAAAUUUCCCCGAGGAUUAAUUGCGGCUGGAAGUGAGGUGUUUUGUGGUGUGAAAAAAGGUGUAAAAGCUGCAGGAAAUAUGGCCAAGCAAUUAAUUAUAAUUAUCUGAGAGAUUAUUUGGCACAUGGAUGAAAAAUUGCGGCCAGAUAAAAGUGUUUAGUCCUAAAAUCGCAAUGCUAAAUGUGAUUAUGAGCCAUGGUGACACGAUUUCUGUGAAAUUGUGAAAGCUAAAAUGCCGGAUAGUUCCCUCAUAAACACAGUUUAUUAUCUGAAUGGAAUUAGCGCAACUGGAUGCAUCAGUGUAGUACUGUGAAGUUUACACUUGGAUUUCAACCGUGAAUAUUGAAGCAGUAUCAUAACAAAAGCUUUUCCCAAAACCAUCAUCAGCAGAAUGCCAAAAUUAGUAGUGCAGAAAUUUUGGAUAACUAUUUGUGGAUUUAUGUUAAUUUUGAUGAAUCACCGAACAAGCGGACAAUCUGAAUUUGAGGUUCAAUUAGUAGUUAGGAAAUACGUGGAAAAGGGAUCCAGUGUCACUCUUCGAUGCGAUCACAAUGUGAAACCAGAGAUUUUGUACAAGGUGACGUGGCUGAAAGGUGGCAAUAAAAUAUUCGAAUACAUUAAUGGACGGAAUCCACCUUUCCGAAAUUUCACCAUCCAAGGAGGACUUAUCGACUGGAAAGCAUCGAAUGAGCGUCAGGUAACACUGAAGGAUGUGGAUUUCGAAGCGAGUGGCCUCUACUACUGCGAAGUAUCCACCGAUACGCCAAUAUUCACGAAACCAUCACAGGAUGAGCAGGUGCAUGUAAUUCUUCCACAAACUGGACCACCUCGAAUCUCAUUCAGCAAGAGGCAAUUUUUCAUCGGUGAAAAUUUAGUGGCUAAUUGCACAACGUCCAAAUCCAGGCCUGCACCACACAUUACAUGGCUUAUCAAUGGAAAAAAGGUCGACGAUAAACAUAUAAGAACAUUCUUUCCGUAUGCAUCGAGUAGUGGUGGAAAAAAUACUCAUCGAUCAAAAGUUCAGCAACACCCCAACAAUCCAUCGUACGACAGAGUGGACUUAGCAACUGACACAUUCCCUAAAUCACCAACUCAAACGAAAGAUCGCCAUGAAGUAUCUUCGCAUAUUCCGCGAACACAGAAUUUUGACACUUUCUCAGCAUCGAGUCGCUCCUUUGGAUUUGGAGGGAAUUUUGAAGCUGUUCCUGCCAAGGAUAUUCAUUCAGACUUUUACGACAAUAAAUACCACGAAGCGAGAAAGCAUCGAAAUGGCCGAAAAUAUCGGCGGUCGUUUGGAGAAGGCGGAGUUGUUAGGAAUCCUCAUCGACCUGUUUUCUCAGCCAGUCAAUUGAGUGUUGAGGUAUCAAAUCUACAUGCAGGAAGCAAUGGACGCCUAGAGAUCACCUGUCUGGCCACAAUUCCCGCUCACGUUGGACCAGGUGAACAAUUUGCCGACUACAAGACUUAUUCAGUCAAGAUUGACAUUGAACAGGCUGAAGUAACGUCUCCCGUUCCUCAACCAGCACCUUUGGGAAAUAUUUCAAGUAGUGCAACUUUAUUCACAAUUAACACCCUCGUUGUUGGAGUACCAAUUGCUUUUGUUAUAAUUCAGCAGAAAUGUCAACGACUGUAAAAUCAACUGUAACUCCUCUUUUUAUGCCCCAAAGCCCUCCGGUGCGUUGUCUACAGACAUCCACGUGUCCUGUUCCUUUCACCACUGAACUCCCUGUGACUAAUUCUGCGCAUUUUUAAAUUCUUCCUCGUCAUCCAAUCCUCCGCCCCGAAACUCCCCCAAAAGAAAUGCCCUAGAAGAAAUUUUGCGUAUAUAAUUUCUUUUUUGGAGCAAGAUAAAAUGAUCCACUCACGCGAUAGAUUUUAAUUAAUCUUUAUUCUAAAAGCGAAGAGAGAGAGAGCGGUGACAUUUUUUGCGUAGAAUGGAUGGAUAAUGUAGAAAAUAAAUUUGUUGGUGAGAAAGAUGUGACAUAUAGGAAACAUAUAUUUUAGUGAAAUUGAAAAUUAUAUAAAUUAAGCGUUUAAGGGAAAAUUUUGUACGGAUUUUACAAAUAAAAAAGCGUUUGUGUUGCUUUCUAAUUUGAUGCGGAAUAUUUUAGUUCAAAAAAAAAUCUUAACAUGUCGCAAUUGUAUAAACUUUUAGUAAGCGACAAAAAUGGUAGUGAAAUUGUUAAUGAGGGAAAUAAUGUAAAGUGAUGAAAAUUAACGCCAAAACAAAUUAGAGAUACAAA
Phlebotomus papatasi is the source of this 2406-nucleotide messenger RNA. RefSeq lists its product as uncharacterized. The record is from RefSeq and is a predicted model, not a curated record. The coding region runs from base 555 to 1796 and encodes 413 amino acids. The transcript has 10 exons. NCBI's taxonomy places the organism in Eukaryota, Metazoa, Arthropoda, Insecta, Diptera, Psychodidae.